AUGACUCACAAAGGUCCAUCGCAUGCUACGGCCCCAAACGCAGUCUGGUAUAGCAAAUUGGACCAACAAGUUGCUCUAUUUGGAAGCGUAACCGGAACCGCAGCAAACAUCACUGGUAUCGCCGCCAUAGCAAAUGGUGGCACUGGAGCCUCAACCGCAAAGGCGGCUGAAUACAACUUGUUAAAACCAACCGUUUCAACAGAUGCUAUUGGCGAUGAUUCUGAAGUUGCUUUUAAAUAUGUAAAUCCAACCAAUACAAAUGGCGUUGUUUACGCUAGGAAAGCCAGCCUAUUAUGGAAUUACAUAAAAGGUAAGCUAUCUGGCACUGACGUAAAUAUUGGAGGCAAUGCUGCGACGGCAUCCGCAGCCAAGGCUGGCUCUGCCCUGGAGUCCGCCAUCAACGCCAAGCAGGACGACAUCUCCGACAUGAUCCCGACGGCUGCGAGCGCAUCCAACCCGCUAUGUGACAAGGCGUACGCCGACGCCAUCGGCGAGAGGCUGGAGGCUAGGUUCAUCACGGCGGACGCAAGCGGCUCCCCCUUCGCCACACACGCCGACCUUGUAGCGGCAACGUCCUACUACUACCACGGAUCCACGGCCACCCCGGACAACAACGACAUCACGCUCGUUAUGGCCGACGAGGACCAUCUCAACGCAGCCGACCAGCCGUCCACGACGCGCUACCGAUACAACGGCGUAGACUCGGAAGGAAAGCCUGUGUGGUCCUUUGAGUACGUGGUCAACCCGACCGCGCUGAACUACGACCAGCUCAUGGCCAUCAACUCAACAAUAACGGCGGCAAAGGUAGCGACCUACGACGGCUACGAAACUGGCAAGCAGGAUAAACUUACCGAAAUGACGGAAGACGAAGUGUCCGCAAUCAUAGGAGAACUGAAAGGUAUUGCGGACCGUGCGUACAAGGACAGGGCGGGUAACAUUAUCGACGAGACCUACAGCAAUGUUGGACACAAACAUCUGAACUACAACGACAUCGUGAGUGACGAAAGCACAAGCGACGUGACUGACAUGACGGAGAUUCUUACUUCUUAUGCUGAUAACUUCGGUUAUAGUGAAUCCCAUCCUGAGACAUACCGCAGGCGCGGUUCUUCUUUUUGGAACUACAUCAAAGGAAAGUUAUCUGGCACUGACGUAAACAUCGGUGGUUCUGCAGCCAAGGCAAAGGCCCUUGGCGUCUAUAAGGUUUCAUCAAGCAGUGGUUACCCGAAUCUUGAUGAUGCUAUGAGUUCAGGUUAUUCGCAGUUUCACAUUGUGGAUAAAGGCACAUCAAGUGACGUAACCGAGUGUGGUUGA
Molecule: messenger RNA, 1311 nt
Organism: Cylicocyclus nassatus
Lineage: Eukaryota; Metazoa; Nematoda; Chromadorea; Rhabditida; Strongylidae
Source: the annotation of a GenBank genome assembly